Messenger RNA from Cladophialophora psammophila CBS 110553, 3627 nucleotides. RefSeq lists its product as uncharacterized. The transcript has 8 exons. Bases 1 to 3627 code for a protein of 1208 amino acids. Gene Ontology annotation, molecular function: ATP hydrolysis activity; ATP binding. The record is from RefSeq and is a predicted model, not a curated record. NCBI's taxonomy places the organism in Eukaryota, Fungi, Ascomycota, Eurotiomycetes, Chaetothyriales, Herpotrichiellaceae.
AUGGCACCAUCUCCUGAGCGGACUGAGGGGAUCCCAUCCCUCACUGGGCCAGCGGCUGGUCCCAUUGAUGCACAGGGGGAUUCCGUGCACACACAGCCUGGGGAGAAGAUCGAGGAGAACAACAUCAACGAACAAGCUGACGACCAAAACCAUGAUCAUGGUGAAGACCAAGCCACCGGAGCCCCCCCGGAUACAGCUACCACCGCUUCUCCCUUAUUUCUCGAGAUUCGAGCUUUGCAAGAGAGGCUUAGUCAGUUGCAACAGCAGGCAAUACACGAGCAAAAUGUCAACGGCCAGCACUUUGCGGAUGAUGAACGAACGGAGGCCCCAGAUGCCUCGGAAGAGAAACGACUUCGAAAGCAGAUACGGAGGGCUCGUUCGGCGAAGAAGUGGGUAAAAGACACGGAAGCACACGCUGAAACAACUGCAGAUUCUCGAACCAAAUAUGCCUACACCGGACCCUUCAUGCACUCCUUUUCAACUGAAUACGGCGUAGAGGAUCAGGGCAAAUGCGCCAUUUUCGAUUUUGCGACUAUGGACGAAUAUUUCGCAUGGACGCUGUCGGACUUCAAUAAGUAUCGAAGAGAUGAUACGAUGCAGAAGCCACAUCGUGCUAUUCGCCCGCUAGCUUCACUUCGACCAAUAUAUUCUCGCAAACUUGGGCCUCCUAACCAGUGGGAUACAUCUGACAGCGAAGAGUGGAGUGAUGGCUCAACCCGCUCUAGGGACUUCGACUACUUUCGUGCCAGGCUGCGCGGCGACUUCGAGUGGGAGCUCGACCGGCUUAACGCCCAGAGAUCGAGAUAUCUGAAACACAAGGAGAAAAAGGCAGCCCAGUACAAACAAGAACAAAUGAGAGAGGACGCCAAAAAGAUACAGGAAGCGAUGGCACAACGUAAAAUUCCUAGCGAUGAUGGUACUUUGGCGUCAACUAUACCACCCCAGGGGAAGAUGUUGGUAACGCUGAAUCGAGUUGACUGGGAAGCGUUCAGAGCUCACCGUUUCUUCCAAGAAUCGCCUUUUGCCAUCGAUAUUCUCACCGAGGAGCCAAAGAUUUCAGCUAAUCCCUGGAGAAUUUCAAAGAGUAGCAUCUUAGCCUCCAAGGUACAGGAUGUAUCUGCGAUCAAUCCGGAAGGGGGCCAAGGACCUCUACCGGAACGGAUCAGAAUUCAUUCCAAGGAGCUCAUCAUGAUUCUUUCUCGCAUUCAUGGAUCCAAAUUGAUCACUGACCAAGAGGAGCAAAGUGAAAACACCUCGCUUGUCUUGCUUCGGCCAUUCAAAAUGCUGAGAUAUUAUGAUAAGGAAAUACGAGAGUGGCAUUUGAAGCUGCUACGUGAUCACGAAGCAGCGCAACUCGACACCGAGGGUCUACCUACGACAACAGGGCCUCCCGAUCCUGAUGAGGCCGUAAAGGCUGUUGAGGGGCAACAGUCGUCAGACCCACAAUCGAUGGGGAAAGAUAAGUCGGGGGUGGAAGACCCGGACGGCUACAGCACGUCCAGCACGGCUCUCGAGCAUCUAGCUUGCUUGCUGGAAUUCAUGGACAAGUAUCUCUACUCGAAGCACGCCUACUUGAACAGUGUCGGAUGUGACAGAAUCUCCUUCUCGGACAUUUGGCAUCUGUUCAAACCUGGAGACAUCGUCGUCUCCAACGACGGCAAGCAGGCCUACCUCGUCGCCAACAUUUUCACGCCUCCGCACAAGGGGGCUGAUCGUUGGUCUUUCUAUACCAGAGAAAAGGACGACGAGGAGUCUCGUGGCAAAUCAGACAUCUCCGUUUCCUGUGUCUACAUUCACUACGAUGGGAGGCAGCUCGGCCCGGUCCUGGAGAAAUUCACGAUCAGAAGAUUUGAUGGCGAGAGACCCUUAAACACCCUCGAAAUCCUCCCUCUCCGCCUCUAUGUUGCAAGAAAUUUAAGGGGGCCCACCCAGAUGGCCAAGUUUGAAGCGAGCGGGGAGAACGAGGCUCAGGUGGAGACUGGCGUUGCUCGGUUGCGAGAAAGCCUCAUUGAGCGUGGCAGGAAGUUUGUCGAGGUGGCUGGAGUGAAGCACAUGUAUUACGCAGGCCUGACUGUCGACACCAGAGACGAGAUCGAGAGCCAGGUGGUCAUCGAUUUCGAGGAGGCCUUGGGAUCCGAAAAAAACAGGGAGAAGUGGUUGCCAGAAAUUACGCCACUCGUAGGUCUAGCAGCUGAUCUCACAGAAAACCAGGAUUCCAGCAGCUGCACGGCCGAGUGUUGCUGGCAAGAAAACGUCCACAACGAUUCCUACGUUGAAAACCAUCGCUGUAAGAAAUUCAUCAGUGAUAUGAUGGACGAGAUCGAAGACAAUCCACGGAAACUACCUUCCGUGGCCAUCUAUCCCCGGCCUUUGGAAGAUACCAAGACGGAUGAAAAUAAGCUCAAGGAUGAAGAGCUACUUAUCAUGUCGUAUCGAGUCUUCGGAUUUGCCCUGCGGGACCGCACAUGGGCACAGCUGGACCUAUCGAACCUUACCCCUGUCAACACUUCUGCUGUCAAAGACGAUAUGAAUGAAGACGAUGACCCGGAUGAUGACGAAUCGGACAAGACUGCCUUCGGACGCCUUGUACUGCCCCGGGGCCACAAGAAGAUGGUUCUUUCGCUGAUCGCCCAACACUUCCGAAACAAGGAGUCACAGCAGGACAAAGAUGAGCAGGCCGACAUUGUGCGUGGAAAAGGAAAGGGCUUAAUCAUCCUUCUCCACGGUGCCCCAGGAGUGGGAAAGACAACAACUGCUGAGGGGGUUGCUGAGAGAUUCAGGAAGCCACUUUUCCAAAUCACCUGUGGUGACCUUGGUUCGAAUGCCGAACAGGUAGAAACUGCGUUACAAACGAAUUUCGCCCUUGCCAACCGAUGGGGUUGCAUCCUUCUUCUCGAUGAAGCGGAUGUCUUCCUCGCUGAGAGACGGCACCAGGACUUCACUCGAAAUGGACUUGUCGCAGUCUUUCUCCGAGUGUUGGAAUAUUACGCUGGGAUACUCUUCUUGACAACGAAUCGAAUUGGCGACUUCGACGAGGCUUUUGUCUCCCGAAUUCACAUGAGCCUCCACUACCCACCCCUGAACAGCGUAUCUACCAUCAAGGUGGUCAAAUUAAACCUGGACCUAAUUAAAGAAAGGUACGAAAAGAGAGACAAAAAGAUCAAGAUCGAAGAGUUCGAAAUUCUCGAAAAAGUCGGCGAGUACUUCCGUACCUACGAAGACGCCAGAUGGAACGGACGCCAGAUCCGUAAUGCAUGCCAGACGGCACUUGCCCUUGCCGAAUUUGACGCCCAGCCUUCGAAUAAGAAGUACGACCUGAAGGCACAAUACGGUACCAAGGUCGUUCUCAGAGCGUCGCACCUGGAUGUCGUCUCCAAAGCAUACCUCGAGUUCAUGCGGUACCUCAAGGAGGUUCACGGUGCUGAUGCAGACACCCGCGCUAAGGAGUCGGGACUUCGGGCCCUUGAGUCCGUCAUUGCAGCUAUCAAUAUGGGCAAGGGCAGGGGAGCCAAGUCCUCGGAAAGAGAUGGCGACAACGAGAGCCGCCAUCUGGACAAUUUCCGGCUCCAGAGACGUCCGCAGACCCAGACCCUGGGGUCCCCGUCCUCACAACCGGACGAGAGUUAA